Molecule: messenger RNA, 2761 nt
Organism: Diatraea saccharalis (sugarcane borer)
Lineage: Eukaryota; Metazoa; Arthropoda; Insecta; Lepidoptera; Crambidae
Source: the annotation of a GenBank genome assembly
ACGUGUGGUGCGCGCCUCGCGUUUCAUUGUUUUUAUACAAAUACCCAUUGUUUUAUUUUAGCCGAUGCGAAUCGAUAUAAAGUUUGGAAAAUAUUGCGGCCUAUGGAAAGCCUAACGUUAUAUUUGUAGUGAUUAAACGUAAUUUAGUGACAAUAAAGUGUUAUCUAUACACAUUGCAUGCUGAAAUAGGUGGCUUAUUGACGAGUGAAACUCUUUAUCGGAUCAUUCAUUCUGGACAGUUUGGGUUUAUUAUCGAACGUUGGACUCGCAAGUGAUUGUUUGUAAAGAAAGUAUGCAAAUCGAUAGCAGAGUGGAUGCCCGGUUGGAAGCAGUCAAGUGCUCUUGCUGUGCGGUUUGUGACUCCGUUGCAUAUUGAUUGGAUGUGUACCGGGAUAUCUGGAAAUUGUCAUUCAAUUGCGUGAGUUUCAAUACACCUGUGCAUGUUAUUGCUUCUAUCAUUUAUUUAUUAAACCAUUCAACCUUAAGAAAUAAAGAGUUUUUGCAGGUAAGCACCAAUGCUCGUGAUGGUGCGGUCCGACGAAAGUGUCAGAUAGCCGCCCCGUGACCACGAAGCAUGGGUGCGAAUAUGGGCAAGAAUUCGAGCCUGCUCGACGCACUGCCCACCGCGCAGGGCACGUUGCACGUCGUCAUGCUGGGCCUUGACUCUGCCGGCAAAACCACUGCACUCUACCGGCUUAAGUUCGACCAAUAUCUUAACACUGUUCCCACGAUAGGAUUCAACUGCGAGAAAGUAAAAGGCACCAUCGGUAAAUCCAAAGGCGUCAACUUCCUCGUCUGGGAUGUCGGGGGCCAAGAGAAACUGCGGCCUCUAUGGAAAUCUUACACGAGGUGUACAGACGGCAUUAUAUUUGUGCUGGACUCCGUUGAUAUAGAAAGGAUGGAAGAAGCUAAAAUGGAAUUAAUAAGAACAGCAAAGUCACCUGACAAUACAGGUGUGCCAAUACUCGUGUUGGCUAAUAAACAAGACUUACCUGGAGCUAAAGAGCCACGAGAACUGGAAAAAUUGUUAGGUUUGCAUGAGUUGGUAUCGUCUCCUCAUGGCUCCAGAGAUACACACGCUUGGCAUGUCCAGCCUGCUUGUGCAAUAACAGGAGACGGCCUACACGAAGGGUUAGAAGCACUAUACGAGAUGAUACUGAAGAGGAGAAAAUUAGCCAAGUUGCAGAAGAAGCGAGUAAGAUAAAUUAAGAAUGUACCUUACAUUUUUAAUUAUGUUCCGAAAUGCUCACGUUAUGGAUGUUUUUCAAAUAUGUCCAAGUUAUAAACGCCAAAUAUUGUUUUAUUUUAGAUGUGUAACGUCUUAUGAAAAUAUUCCAUCAUAAUGUUGCUCAAGUUCUACAGAACAUUUUGACGAAGACGAAUAUUUUGAUAAAACAAAUUUAACUACUAGUCAUUUUCUUUUGAAAAUAGCUAGGAGAAGGAUGAAGAUAUUAAGAUUUAUAUAUGUAAAUUUUAAAUGCCUACAUACUUUUGAUUUAUAUUUUGUAAACAAAAUUGUUUGAGGUGUAGUUAAAUGAUAGUUAGCUUCAUUUGAUACAGAACGUAAUGAAGCUGUGAAAAUGCCUAACGCACUAAUAGUUUUUGUGACGGACAAACUUGAAAGUUUAUAAAAAUCAUGUUAUUUCGUCAACAGAGGAAGCAUUCGUAAAGGUUAAUACGGUCACAACGUCCUCUGGGACCAUUAGCAUAAUGGGAAUGUUAUUAUUCUAAGGAUUUUAGUGCAUAUUUAAAUAUAUGCUACAGUAGUUAGAUGUAGUGAUUGCUAAACAUUGUCAUGAUGUUAAAUAUCUACAGUUCUACACCUGUGAAAAUUCCCACGUUUAUGAAAGGUUUUCCUUUAUCUUCAUCCUACGAUAACCUUUAUUUAUCUUCCCUACAUUUACACGUCAAUACCAAAAGAUUCUUGAGUAGCCAGUUACGAUUUAGUGUGUAGAAAUUAUUUAUAUUAAUCAUUGUGAUGUUCUAUUGUAUAACUUCAUAAAGAGGCUUUUAAUGUUUGUGUUUUGGACAGCUUCUUCUAAAUGUAAAUAUUUGUAAAUACUGUUUAGAAUCUAUAAAUAAACUUAUCAGGCAAAUAUUAAAACUGUGUGUCAUCGUAUUAUUUAUCAUAUUGUUAUUUAGCGUUUUCUUAAACCGACUUUUAAAACACGUACUUGUAAUAAAACUCCUGAUAUUUCUCUAUCAAGUUCCACUUUUACAACUUGAUGAACUCUUGUAAUAACUAAAGACAAUCCAACAUUACCAUCUGUCCUCGUAUUUUCAUCAAGUCAAUCAAAGUCAGAAGCUGCAAGAUCAAUCUAUCAAAGUUUAUCAUCAAUUGUCUUUGAAAUCGUUUAUUGCACGUAUUGCUAGCACACUAGUUGCGGUAUUAAUAAAUCUAAUAUGUUUUGUUUAAUAAUUGUAGCUUUAAAAUAUAUUUAUUUAGUUACUCAAAAAAAUGUAAUUGAAUUAUUAUAAACCCUAAUGUACUUUAUGGUCUAUUAUGGACUAUUGUGGAAACUUUUACCAGAGAUUGCAUUACUCACACUGUAAAUAUGUAAAUUCCAAGUUGCAAUUUGUCAGUACCAUUAAACCAAACACUUUUAAAAGUAUAAUUGUACAUUUUGUUUUAAAAUACCUAUUGCUACGUUGGUUUUAUUAUAUUAUCAGCAUUAAUGCAUGUUAUUGAGUUUUGUGGGAUAAAUAGAUAGUUUUUCAUAUUGAUUCCCAAUAAUAAAUUCUGUUUUCAAUAUACGUUUUG